Molecule: messenger RNA, 3437 nt
Organism: Frankliniella occidentalis (western flower thrips)
Lineage: Eukaryota; Metazoa; Arthropoda; Insecta; Thysanoptera; Thripidae
Gene: Lac
Product: lachesin
Exons: 8
Coding region: 134-1243 (369 amino acids)
Cellular component (GO): neuron projection
Source: RefSeq, a predicted model, not a curated record
GCGUCUAAAAUUUCCUGACUCCAGUAGUAGCGGUUGACGCCUUGCGCACACUCACACUUGCACUACUACACUCUCACGUCGUGUUUGUUGUUUGACACAUCCCGUUCCCUGCUUGUCAAGACGACUCGCUGCAAUGGGUGCGCCUAUAAUGCACCUUGCUUGUUUGCUAAUUUUCUCGCUAUGCUGCUCAAAUUUUGCUCUUGCUCAGAGAACCCCAACGAUUUCUUACAUUUCCCAAGAGCAAAUCAAGGAUAUUGGAGGCACAGUUGAACUUGUGUGUUCUGUGCUUUAUGCCUCUGACUACCCUGUUCUGUGGAUGAAAGUUGACCGUUACAGACAAUCUGACCCUUUGCCCAUUUCAACUGGUAGCUCUCUCAUUAUUCGAGACUCCCGGUUUGCUAUCCGUACUGACCAACAGAGUUCAACGUACACACUGCAGAUAAAAGAUAUUCAGGAGACUGAUGCUGGCUAUUAUCAAUGCCAAGUCAUUAUUUCUAUAAACAACAAAAUCUCUGCCGAGGUAGAACUGCAAGUUCGACGACCCCCUGUUAUUUCAGACAACUCAACUCGUUCAAUUGUUGUCAGUGAAGGACAGCCUGUGCGCUUGGAGUGUUAUGCCAAUGGCUGGCCAAUUCCUCGUAUAUCGUGGAGGCGUGAAAAUAAUGCUAUUCUGCCAACUGGUGGUUCUAUUUACAAAGGCAACGUUAUGAGAAUUGCUCAAAUUCGCAAAGAAGAUCGUGGAACAUAUUAUUGUGUUGCUGAAAAUGGAGUUGAGAAGGGUGUGAGACGCAACAUAGCUGUUGAAGUUGAGUUUGCUCCAGUAAUUACUGUUCCUCGACCCCGACUUGGCCAAGCCCUUCAGUAUGACAUGGAUCUCGAGUGCCAUGUUGAGGCCUACCCACCUCCCGCAAUUGUCUGGGUCAAGGAUGACAUCCAAUUGUCCAACAAUCAGCACUACAGUAUUUCUCAUUUUGCUACUGCCGAUGAGUUUACUGACACAACCAUCCGUGUGAUCACGGUUGAAAAGAGACAGUAUGGACAGUAUGUGUGCAAAGCUGCAAACAAACUAGGAACUGCAGAGAAACAAGUAGAGCUGUUUGAAACUAUCAUUCCCAUUUGUCCCCCGGCUUGUGGAACAGGCAGAUACGCUGGUGGUGCUGAUGCUAUUACAACAAGUGUUGCACUUGUUUUCAUCUCUGCUAUUCUUGUCCUUUUCCAUCGAAACUUCAACUCCAGACAUUAGACACAGGUUCUUAGUAUCAAAAAAUGGGUGUCCAUCAUUAUUAUCUAUACCAUUAAUUGGUUUUAGGGCCCUUGUAUUUGUAACUGUCAACUUUGUUUUCUCACAACUCACUCAACCUGGUUGAUACCCUUUGUGGUAUUAGGUAGGGAUGAGGCACUUACAACAGCAGUUUUUUGUGAUGUUUUGUGUGAUAUGAUGCGAGUCAGUUCCAUUCAUAGUUCCCUAAUUUGGGGAUGAAGGUAACUAUUCCAUUCCAUCAUUUUUGGUUAGCUUUCAAACUGCCCUUCAACAUACUGUAGAUACAUACUGUAUUUAUUUUAAUCAAGGUUGACGUCAUGGCAGUUAGAUAUUGCAUAUUUUUGUGAAGUCAAUUCGGUACUUACUUUUCUAGUGGUUUAUAAAUUUAUUUUUAAAAUUCAAAAUCUUGUAAAGUUUUUUGGAAGAACUGCCAUUUAUGUAUGUGACGUUAGAUACCCAUAUUUUGGAUUGAAACUGUGUGAAGACUGAAUUCUACUUACAUUAUCCUUUUUGUUCCAACAUUGGGCUCUGGACCAGCAAACAAUCUUCCUCCAAUGUACCCACCAUUCCUUCCAUUGUCAAUUUAGAGAGGCUUUGCAGGUUGAUAUUUGCCACUCUUUUAUAGCUUUUGUUUGUGUAGCUUUCAUGCUAGAUUUAAUUUUUAGCAAUUGAUUAGUUAUUGCAGAUACUGAACAUUACACAGAUCUGUAUUUCCAAUGGUUGUGAUCAAACAGUCCCUCCACCAACAUAUUGUGAAACAGCAUUCCAUAUUGUAAUUGAUUAAUGAUAAUUUUCAAUCAAUUUCUUUGAGUAUUGCACAAUAUGUCCAUAACGAUGAAGUUUAGGAAGCUAGAUUUCAGUGGUUUUAAUUAAGUGAAUUCAUUUUUAAUUUGACUUUCUUUAUUUUGUUAAUGUUCUCUUUGUUCUUAUGAACAAAACAAACCUGUCAAAAGCAAUUGAUUCCAACAAGCAAAUCAAUCAAUUUCUAUGAGUUUUGCACAAUGUGUCCACAAUUAUGAAGUCUAGGAAGCUAGAUUUCAGUUGUUUUAUUUAAGUGACUCAUUUUUAAUUUGUUUUUUUGUUGAUUUUUUUAAAUGUUCACAGUGUUCUCAUUUUUUUCUUAUGAACAAAACAAACCUGUCAAUAGCAAUACAGUAUCCUGAUCAAUUUUUAAUGUAGAGGUUGUGCACAUUUUACACUUACUUUGCAAUGUGAUUAUUUUUCUUAUCUUGUCUUUGCUUAUACUUAUAGAUUAAGUUUAGUCUACUUAAUUGGACCAAAUGUAAUUCAAUUUAAUACUCUCAAUGUAAAGGUAGCUAUUAUCCUUUUUUAGUUUGUAAAUUGGGUCGGUUUAAGUCAUUAAGAUCUGAUUUUCUUUUUUACUACAGUAUUUUUAAAAGCAUUUGCACCUGGUAUUUCAUUGAUAUUUUAGCCAUUUUUAAAACGCCUAGUGUAUUACCUUGUCAUUUUGUGUUCAUCGGAUACCUUGUCUCAGGUGUGCCAUUUUAGUCAGUAUCAUCAGUGUUACCAGUUUGGGUGGUAAUCUUCAACUUGAGCUAUUACCAUUCCUCAAAAUUGUAAGGCCAGGGAAGAUAGACUUGAAUGUCGGUGUAUUUUUAUUCUGGUGUGAAUUUUCAGUUAAAUUUCACUUAGUGGUUUUUAAUUAUGAUAAUUUCAGGAGAGUUCAAUUUCCACUCUCUGUAAUGGUUGACGAAUGGCUCUGUCAGACAAAUUGGUAAUCACUGUUACUGCUUAUUUGUGUUAGUAUAUAAGCUUUAACUCUAAGCAAUAACUUUUCUAUUAUUAUCGAAGUAUGACCCCACUUUUUCUCACUGUCUAUCAUCUUAUAAUAUCUUCAGCUAUGUGGGAAAAAGUUAGUUUAUGUAAAAUAUGAAUUAUUUAUUUGAUUCUACUGGCUUCCAUGGCCUUUUGCCAUUGGCCCAGUGCUGUAAAUUUUCUCUACUACAGAGAGUAAUCUUGUCAUGCUGAACAGGACAUUAAUUUGUGAUGUCCAUCAAUUUUGCAGGUAAAAGAAUAACAUAUCAAAUGCAAAUGUUGCACAACUUAAUUCCAAGCUGACUAUCUGUAGUAAUCCAGGGGCAGUACAUUUAAGGUGACUUAGCAAAUUGCAUGGAAGGUCAAAUAAAUAGCCAACUUUUCGUACAUUGACAAAUAA